UCUCUCUCUCUCUCUCUCUCUCAAAUCAUUGCACAUAUUAAUAUCCAGCCAGAACUAUUGACCUAAAAGCUUCUUCAGAUAUCUUCAAAUCAAUUAACAGUAUGAUGUCUGCAUCUCUCUCACUUCCACACAAACUGAUACCAACUUCUGAGAGCAACUCCCUGUCUAUGAAAACCCACCAUCUCUUUCCACUUUUAGAAACAAAGUUCACUGAAGUUAAGCAACUCCAACAAGUUCAUGCUCAAAUGACAGUAACAGGACUCAUCAAACACACCGGUGCCCUCGCCAAGUUCAUCUCCUCCCUUUCCAAUUUUGGAAACUUGGCCUAUGCCAUGGUGGUUUGCACCUAUGUAGACCACCCCAAAGUAGUAGCAUGGAACACCAUUAUCAGAGCUUCUCUGGUUCAAAACCUUCCAAAAAUGGCAAUCAUGGUAUAUUUGAAUAUGAUCCAUGAAUCCAUCACUUACCCAGAUAACUACACAUUCCCAUCAUUACUCAAGGCUAGUGCCCAACUAAUGGAAUUCACAACAGGCAAGGCCUUACAUGGCCAAACUGUUAAAUUUGGACUCAAUUUAGACCUUUACAUAGAAACCACUCUGAUCAAAAUGUAUACAGAUUUUGGGGAUUUAUACUCAGCUGAAAAGCUAUUUGGAAGAAUGGGUGCUAAGAAUUCUAUAGCAUGGACAACUUUGAUCACUGGUUAUGCACAAAAAGGUUAUGCUAAAGACGCUUUGCUGCUCUUCUCUGAGAUGGAAUUACAAGGUUAUGAGCCAGAUGAAGUGACCAUGGCUACUGUUCUUUCUGCCUGUGCAGAAUUGAAGGACAUUGAAUUUGGGCAGAAGAUUCAUCAUUAUAUCAAAAACCGAGACCUCAAAGUUUGCACGGUUCUUGGGACUUGUUUGGUAGAUAUGUAUGCGAAAUGUGGAAGGAUUGAUGAAUCCAGAAAUAUGUUUGAUGAGAUGCCUCAAAGAAAUGUGGUCUCUUGGUCUGCCAUGAUAUUGGGUUAUGUGCAAAAUAACCAAUGUUUCGAGGCUCUGAGAUUGUUCAAAAAAAUGGUUUCUGAAAGUGUAAGACCCAAUGAAGUAACCAUGAUAGCAGUGCUUUUGGCUUGUGCACAGGCUGGAGAUUUGAAUUCUGGCACGUGGGUACAUGCCUAUAUCGAUAAAAACCAGAUAAAUUUGACUGUAAAUUUGCAGAAUUCUCUAAUAGACAUGUAUUCAAAAUGUGGGUCAGUUGAUUUAGCUCACCAUAUUUUCGAAAACAUGAAGGCAAAGGACUUGGUUUCUUGGAAUGCCAUGAUUUCUGGCCUAGCUCACCAUGGCCUUGUCAAAGAGGCUCUCAAUGCCUUCUCUUCAAUGCAAGAACAGGGAAUCAAGCCAGAUAAUAUCACAUUUAUUGGGGUUCUAACAGCUUGCAGCCAUGGAGGUCUUGUUAAAAUGGGGUGGCAAAAAUUCAAAGAGAUGAGAGAGAAACACAAAAUAAGUCCAAAAAUCGAGCAUUAUGGAUGCAUGGUUGAUUUGCUCGGCCGAGCUGGUUUUCUCGUUGAGGCCAUGGAGCUCAUAGACAAGAUGCCAAUGGAACCAAAUGGUGCGGUUUGGGGAGCUUUGCUUGGUGCAUGCAGGGUUCAUAACAAUCUCGAGUUGGGUGAGCUGGCAGCAAAGAGGCUCCUUGAGAUUGAGCCCCAAAACGAUGCAAAUUAUGUGCUUCUCUCGAAUAUCUAUGCAGGGUUUACUCGAUGGGAGGAUGUAAAGCUCAUCAGAAAGAUGAUGCAUGAGAGAGGAGUGAGAAAGAUCCCGGGAUGUAGCAUAAUUGAAAUCGAAGGAUUUGUUCAUGAAUUUCUAGUGGGAGAUAAGUCGCACCCUGAGUCAGAAAGCAUUGAACCAAUGCUGAAUUAUGUCAUGGAGAGAUUAAAAUUGGAAGGGUACGUUGCAGAGAGGUCUCAAGUCUUGUUGAAUCUAGAUGAGGAAGAGAAGGAAAGCUCACUUUAUUGGCAUAGCGAGAAAUUGGCACUCUGCUUUGGGCUUAUCAAGACAAAGAAGGGGGAUCCAAUUCGGAUACUAAAGAACCUUCGGGUUUGUGGGGAUUGCCACACUGCAUUUAAGUUGGUUUCGAGAGUUUUCAAAAGGGAUAUUAUCAUAAGGGAUCGAAGCAGGUUCCAUCAUUUCAGAGAUGGGUCUUGUUCAUGUCGGGACUUUUGGUAAAAGAGGGCAUCAGUCCACCCUGUGCAUUAUCAUAUUGCUUUUUCAAGAAUUCAUUUAGAAUUCAUAUUAUUUUUCAAAUAAUUCCUUGAG
Molecule: messenger RNA, 2291 nt
Organism: Amborella trichopoda
Lineage: Eukaryota; Viridiplantae; Streptophyta; Magnoliopsida; Amborellales; Amborellaceae
Source: RefSeq, a predicted model, not a curated record